GUGGGCGAGGGACGCCAUGACAGUCGUCGUAUUUUCUGUUAACUGCGAGCACGUAUGCUCUUGUCAGCGUUUUCGUGAAAUUCUUGCGCAGCUUGGCGUCUAUCUGGUUCAAAAUUGGCAAGCCCGUUUCCUGAAUUCGGCGAACUUUCCUUUGAAUAUAUUCUGGAGGUGGAGGGCGAGGGCGCGUGGCCAUUAUCAGGGAUUUGCUUGUGGGUACCCGUGGCGAGGUGAGACGUCGAGAGGCGGCGAAAGGCGUCCCCCCCUGCGUCGGGACGCGCGUCUCCCUGUAUACGAGACGGCCUAGGGCCGACGAAGCGAGAUGCCAGAACCGCCGACGGCACCGUACACCACGUGAGUCCACCCUCCGAGCUCUCUCGAUUAUCGCCUCGGCCCUCUUGAGCGAUUUCUAUAAAUCCCCUUACCCCGAAUCCCGAGGAACCUCCAUCUUGUAGCCUCUUGUCCUCGUUCUACAAGUCACGAUAAUUGACGCGUCAUAUGCCUGAGACACCAGAAGAUGGUGCCCGUGAACCCUCUCUCGAGUACGAGGGGAUCUACGGCGAGUCCUGGCAAAUGUGGAAAUACAGCUGCGUACUCAUUCGAGCCGCUGGAUGAGAAAUGAAAUAUAUCAAAAACAUUUAAUUAGUAUCCUUCAGUGAAUAAAGAUGAAUAGUGAGCAGCAUGCAUUGCCAGCGACUACGCAGGCACAACAAGAGGAUGUAAACGCGGGUCAAAGUGGUCGUCCUUCAUACCCAGGUGGUUUGGCUACAGCAACCAGUCUUGGCAAUGUAGGGAGUACCCCGCAUUCAUCCGCGGACCUGCGUGUAGGUACAGCCGUAGCGUUAGCCUCCUCGGUAGCUAAAUAUUGGGUCCUCACCAAUCUAUUUCCUGGACCGCUACCUCAGGUCUCGGUCUAUCAUCAUUCCCACCACAACUCCUCACAUAGGAGUAGUGGAGGUGGAGAGGCAUCUUCCAAAGAGCCAGCCUCUUCAUUGAACCAAGAAAUGGCGUUGACUUCCAGUUCACAUCAUCAGUCAACACCUACACACCAUCAUCAUCAACCUUCAGUUAGCAGUAGCAGUCAUCAUAGUUCUUUACAACCAAACCCACAGCAGAUACCAGUUUCUCUGUCAGGCCUUAAUUUAGACGGAGCACAUAUACCUGCCAGCGUCGGUCAUUUACAGGCAGCACAUGCACAAAUGCAGCAACAAAUGCAGGCAGCACAACAGCAACAGUUGCAUCAGCAGCAGCAACCUCAACAGCAGCAGCAGCAGCAGCAACAACCACCUCACCAUCAAAUGCAAAAUCAUCAAAAUGCUCAGAACAAUGGACCAACUGCACAUAAUCAAAACGCACAGCGAGAUGAUAACAAGGUGAAAGAUGAAGGUGGAAGUUGCACGACUGAACGUUGCAGUGACAAUCAAGUUCAUUGUCAAGUUCAAUGUGACCUCCAAUUACAAACAUCUCAAGAUUUGCAACAAAGCCUUAUGCAACAGCAACAACAGCAGCAACAGCAACAACAAAUUGGUGUGAACAUAAGUGGAAACUCAUCAAACGAAGGUGGAAGUCAAAAUAAUACUGAAAAACCUGAAAAGGAAAAAGAACUGCGUCAACUUAAUAUGACGCAAUUCCAAGUGCCAGAUUUAAAACCAGGAGGUCAUAUGAUGGAUGUGAGAACAGCUGAUGGUUCAGUUGUAAAAAUCAGUGCUGGAAAUGAGCAAGACUUAGCAAAAACACUUGGUGUUGAAAUGGUGCAAAAUAUGUAUAAGGUAAAUGUUGAGGAUAUUAAUCAGCUAUUAGCAUAUCAUGAAGUGUUUGGAAAACUACAAAGUGAAAUAGCAGCUGGUACAACCUUGGUUGGAAGUACUGUUCCUACUCAAACAGUUACCACUAUACAAAAUGGAACUCCAAUUGUACAACAAGUUCAAUUAAAUAAGUUCGAUAUUAAAUCAAGCGAUGGUGAAGCUACACCAGGACCAAGUGCUUCGCCAGUAUCAGUUGGAAGUCAUGCAUGUGAAAUAUGUGGAAAAAUUUUUCAGUUUCGCUAUCAGCUUAUUGUACAUCGUCGAUACCACACGGAAAGAAAACCUUUUACUUGUCAGGUGUGUGGCAAGGCCUUUUUAAAUGCAAAUGAUUUGACAAGACAUGGGAAAUGUCACUUGGGCGGAUCUAUGUUUACUUGUACAGUUUGUUUUCAUGUAUUUGCAAAUGCACCAUCUUUGGAACGUCAUAUGAAACGACACGCUACUGAUAAACCAUAUAAUUGUACUGUAUGUGGAAAAAGUUUUGCAAGAAAAGAACAUUUGGAUAAUCAUACACGUUGUCAUACUGGAGAAACACCUUACAGGUGCCAGUAUUGUUCAAAGACGUUUACAAGAAAAGAACAUAUGGUAAAUCAUGUUCGAAAACAUACAGGUGAAACACCUCAUCGAUGUGAUAUUUGUAAAAAGAGCUUUACCCGCAAAGAACAUUUUAUGAACCAUGUUAUGUGGCAUACGGGAGAAACUCCUCACCAUUGUCAAGCUUGUGGCAAGAAAUAUACACGUAAAGAACAUCUCGCAAAUCAUAUGCGUUCACAUACCAAUGAUACACCAUUUCGCUGUGAAAUAUGCGGUAAGUCGUUUACGAGAAAGGAGCACUUCACGAACCACAUAAUGUGGCACACGGGUGAGACGCCGCACCGCUGUGAUUUCUGCUCGAAGACAUUCACUCGAAAGGAGCAUCUUUUGAACCACGUUCGCCAGCACACGGGUGAGUCUCCACACCGAUGCGGCUUCUGCUCCAAAUCGUUCACCAGAAAGGAACACCUUGUUAACCACAUCCGCCAACACACAGGAGAGACGCCCUUCCGCUGUCAGUACUGUCCGAAAGCAUUUACGCGGAAGGAUCAUCUGGUGAACCAUGUCAGGCAACACACGGGUGAGUCACCGCACAAGUGCCAGUAUUGCACCAAAUCCUUCACGAGGAAGGAACAUUUGACAAAUCACGUGCGUCAACACACAGGCGAAUCGCCACACCGAUGCCACUUCUGCUCCAAGUCAUUUACUCGUAAGGAGCAUUUGACGAAUCAUGUACGAAUCCAUACCGGCGAAUCACCGCAUAGGUGUGAAUUCUGUCAGAGAACGUUCACCAGGAAAGAACAUCUAAAUAAUCAUCUCCGUCAACAUACCGGAGAUUCAUCGCACUGUUGCAACGUGUGCUCUAAACCGUUUACAAGAAAGGAACAUCUUGUAAAUCAUAUGCGAUGUCAUACUGGUGAACGUCCAUUUGUAUGCACAGAAUGUGGCAAAAGCUUCCCAUUGAAGGGUAACCUACUUUUCCACAUGCGUUCGCACAAUAAAGGCAAUAAUGCUGAGAGACCGUUCCGUUGCGACCUAUGCCCAAAAGACUUUAUGUGCAAAGGGCACUUAGUGUCUCACAGACGGUCGCACUCGGACGAACGACCACACAGCUGUCCAGAUUGCGGGAAAACGUUCGUUGAGAAGGGCAAUAUGCUCAGACAUUUGAGAAAACACGCGGCAGAAGGGCCGCCAACGCAAGUUAGUACGCCCUCUGCAAUUCCUCAAUCCGGUGUUCUGCCGAUUCCGGCAGCAGCAGUUCUGGUCGGCCAUCCUUUGGCGCCCCCUGCACCACCCGUAGUGCCGCAACAUACCGUUGUUGUACCUACUCCUCCAGGUGUAUUGACCUCCUACUAAACCAAAUGAAAAGAGCAAGCAUGUGAAGGAAAAAACAGAAAACGCAUUUUUCAUAAGAAGAAGAGAUAGUGAGUGUAUACAUGAUGAAUGUUUAUGUUUGUUAAUCAAAGAAAGUGCGCCGUUGAGUUUUUUUUUCUCGUUCGUCUGCUCUAUUUUCGAAGAGGAAGAAGAGAAAGACUGUUGAAACUCGCAAUUUCUACGGGCACGAAAGUGAGUUGAUUGAUAAAGUGUUGUUAUGCGAUAGAAAGAUCGUUGUGAAUCGUAACUACAGCGCCCCAUUAUUCUCGUUUCAAACGUUCUUAUCGCAAUGCUCGUACAGAAAAAAACGAGAGAAGUUUAUGUAAACUUCAUAAGUUUUGAACAGUUGAACGUGCUGCUAUGAACGAUAGCAGUGUAUUAUCCAAAGUUUGAAUUUCUUUGUUUCUGUUUCUAUUCUUCUUCUUUUUUCUUUUUUUUAUGAUAACUUUAAUAGAUCGUUUACGAAGAGGAAGAAUAAUCGAUAUGUGUUAUCGAGUUCCGCGAGAUUCCGGGUCUCUGCGAUUUGAUGAUGGGCACACGUAACUUUGCUAUUAAUUCGAUUACGAUUAGAGAUUAACUGCGGUAACGAUAUG
Messenger RNA from Eufriesea mexicana, 4303 nucleotides. RefSeq names its product zinc finger protein 271. Lineage: Eukaryota; Metazoa; Arthropoda; Insecta; Hymenoptera; Apidae. The coding region runs from base 663 to 3692 and encodes 1009 amino acids. Gene Ontology annotation, biological process: regulation of transcription by RNA polymerase II. Gene Ontology annotation, molecular function: DNA-binding transcription factor activity, RNA polymerase II-specific; RNA polymerase II cis-regulatory region sequence-specific DNA binding. Gene Ontology annotation, cellular component: nucleus. The transcript is spliced from 11 exons. The record is from RefSeq and is a predicted model, not a curated record.